AGUAUUUCGUCGGGGGCUAUAUAAACAGCCAGAGAAAAACUAGGGUUUUCCCGCUUGGCCGUUCAGUCUCUGCACCAGCGUCUCUCCAGAGGUGUCCUUGUUGCUCGAAGGUUUCAACAAUGACGAAGAGAACCAAGAAGGCUGGCAUUGUCGGCAAAUACGGUACCAGAUAUGGUGCUAGUUUGAGGAAGCAGAUUAAGAAGAUGGAAGUCAGUCAGCACAGCAAAUACUUCUGCGAGUUCUGUGGAAAGUAUGCCGUGAAGAGGAAGGCUGUUGGGAUAUGGGGUUGCAAGGACUGUGGAAAGGUGAAAGCCGGAGGUGCCUACACGUUGAACACUGCAAGUGCCGUGACCGUUCGGAGCACGAUCCGAAGGUUGAGGGAACAGACAGAGAGUUAAGUUUAAUUUAGAUUUUGUUUUUCUUCCCUCUUCAGUUUAAUUUAGUGGUCUGUGAUAGUGUAGAGUUUUUUGGAAGCAAUUUGAGUACCCAUUUGACUUCAUUUGAAGCUGAGAUUCCAGAGCUUUUAAACUAUAGCUGCUCUCUGCUCUCUUGGCCACAUUAUUUUUAAUCAUUCUGGAUUUUGAGACUGCAA
Cucurbita pepo subsp. pepo (vegetable marrow) is the source of this 592-nucleotide messenger RNA. RefSeq names its product large ribosomal subunit protein eL43. Gene Ontology annotation, cellular component: ribosome. Lineage: Eukaryota; Viridiplantae; Streptophyta; Magnoliopsida; Cucurbitales; Cucurbitaceae. Gene Ontology annotation, molecular function: structural constituent of ribosome. The record is from RefSeq and is a predicted model, not a curated record. Gene Ontology annotation, biological process: translation.